Molecule: messenger RNA, 498 nt
Organism: Babesia ovata
Lineage: Eukaryota; Apicomplexa; Aconoidasida; Piroplasmida; Babesiidae
Product: 60S ribosomal protein
Exons: 2
Coding region: 1-498 (165 amino acids)
Biological process (GO): translation
Cellular component (GO): ribosome; cytosolic large ribosomal subunit
Molecular function (GO): structural constituent of ribosome; large ribosomal subunit rRNA binding
Source: RefSeq, a predicted model, not a curated record
AUGGCGAAGAAGCCCGAUCCGAAUCAGAUAGUCUACGUGUACCUCCGCCAGUUGGGAGGCGAGGUUGCGCCUUCCUCCGUGCUGGCCCCUAAGCUCGGUCCUCUUGGUAUGUCUCCCAAGAAGGUGGGAGACGACAUCGCCAAGGAGACCGCCCACUGGAAGGGCAUCAAGGUCACGGUGAAGCUCACCAUCCAGAACAGGCAGGCCAAGAUCGAAAUCAAGCCCUCUGCGACGGCCCUGCUGAUCAAAGAGCUGAAGGAGCCGCCUCGUGAUCGGAAGAAAGUGAAAAACAUCAAGCACAGCGGCAACCUGACGUGGGAUCAGCUGAUGACCGUCGCACGCACUAUGCGCGAAUGCUCCAUGGCCAAGACCCUCUCCGGUACGGUGAAGGAGAUCCUCGGCACAUGCUUCGCUAUUGGUUGCACUAUAGACAACGAGAAGCCGCGCGUGCUCCAGGAGAAGAUCGACAACGGCGAGAUUGAAAUCCCCGCGCAGUAA